Molecule: messenger RNA, 1452 nt
Organism: Nothoprocta perdicaria
Lineage: Eukaryota; Metazoa; Chordata; Aves; Tinamiformes; Tinamidae
Gene: TADA2B
Product: transcriptional adaptor 2B
Exons: 2
Coding region: 1-1263 (420 amino acids)
Biological process (GO): chromatin remodeling; regulation of transcription by RNA polymerase II
Cellular component (GO): nucleus; SAGA-type complex
Molecular function (GO): transcription coactivator activity; chromatin binding; zinc ion binding
Source: RefSeq, a predicted model, not a curated record
AUGGCGGAACUGGGCAAGAAGUACUGCGUGUACUGCCUGGCCGAGGUGAGCCCGCUGCGCUUCCGCUGCACCGAGUGCGCCGACAUCGAGCUGUGUCCCGAGUGCUUCUCGGCCGGCGCCGAGAUCGGCCCGCACCGCCGAUGGCACGGCUACCAGCUCGUCGACGGCGGCCGCUUCACGCUGUGGGGCGCCGAGGCCGAGGGCGGCUGGAGCAGCCGCGAGGAGCAGCUGCUGCUCGACGCCAUCGAGCAGUUCGGCUUCGGCAACUGGGAGGACAUGGCGGCGCACGUGGGCGCGUCGCGCUCGCCGCAGGAGGUGAUGGAGCACUACGUGAGCAUGUACAUCCACGGCAACCUGGGCAAGGCCUGCAUCCCCGACGCCAUCCCCAACCGCGUCACGGACCACACGUGCCCCGGCGGCGGGCCGCUCUCGCCCAGCCUCACCACGCCGCUGCCGCCGCUCGACAUCUCGGUGGCCGAGCAGCAGCAGCUGGGCUACAUGCCGCUGCGCGACGACUACGAGAUCGAGUACGACCAGGACGCCGAGACGCUCAUCAGCGGCCUCUCCGUCAACUACGACGACGAGGAYGUGGAGAUCGAGCUGAAGCGGGCGCACGUGGACAUGUACGUGCGGAAGCUCAAGGAGAGGCAGCGGCGCAAGAACAUCGCCCGCGACUACAACCUGGUGCCCGCCUUCCUGGGCAAGGACAAGAAGGAGAAGGAGAAGGCCCCCAAGCGCAAGAUCACCAAGGAGGAGAAGGAGCUGCGGCUCAAGCUGCGGCCCCUCUAUCAGUUCAUGUCGUGCAAGGAGUUCGAGGACUUCUUCGAGAACAUGCACAAGGAGCGGGUGCUGCGGGCCAAGAUCCGGGAGCUGCAGCGGUACCGGCGCAACGGGAUCACCAAGAUGGAGGAGUCGGCGGAGUACGAGGCGGCGAGGCACAAACGGGAAAAGAGAAAGGAGAACAAGAACAUAGCGAGUGCCAAGAGGGGCAAGGAAGACGGGAAGGAAGGGGAAUUCGCCGCCAUCGAAAACCUGCCUGGGUUUGAACUCUUGUCGGACAGAGAAAAGGUGCUCUGCAGCUCCCUGAACCUGAGCCCCGCGCGCUACGUAACUGUGAAAACUAUAAUCAUUAAAGACCACCUCCAAAAGAGACAAGGAAUCCCCUCAAAGAGUCGCCUCCCCAGUUACCUAGAUAAAGUCCUGAAGAAAAGGAUUUUAAACUUUCUAACAGAGAGCGGUUGGAUAUCCAGGGAUGCCUCAUGAAACGCAGCCCACCUGAACCCCGCUCCAAGGCGCGUUGUGGCCUCGAGGACUCCGUGGGUUUUUCUUUUUCUUUUUUUUUUUUUUUUAUUUUCUUUCCCCUUCUCUCUCCAGAGAUUCAGAAAUUCUCCUGCUUAAAACAGGCUAAAGAAGUGAAAGGCCCCGUGGCGCCCGCGCUCUGGGCUCGGACGG